UUCCAAUCUCCACCAGUUCCGCGGCAGGCUCCUCCCCCACAAUCGCGCGCGCGCCCCCUCCUCGUCGCCGGCCAUGGAGCUCCUCCUCCGCCACUCUGCCAAGUUGCGAAGAGUGCAUGCUGUCCUCGGACGCGAGCGUGGGAGUGUUGUUCGUCACUUCUCAUCCAGCGAUUGCUCCUCUCUUGUGAAGGAAGAUACUAUAUCAAGAUCUAAUCUUCAUGCAGAACAUGCAAAAAAAAUUGGAGGAUCGAAUUUUACCCAUGACAGGCAAUCUGGAAAAGAGCUUCAGAUUUCCAAGUUCUCAAUGCAAGAAGCAAGGAGAGGGUCUAGUUUCACGAGAGCAUCCAAGCAUGGAAUGCCGAUUGCCGUUACCGGAGUACAUAGUUUAUUCUCCUGUGUGCAGGUAGUAUCGGCUAGGUGUUUUUCAAGUGGAGCAGAUUUACCUCCACAUCAGGAAAUCGGAAUGCCUUCACUCUCCCCUACCAUGACCGAGGGAAACAUUGCAAGGUGGGUGAAGAAAGAAGGAGAUAAAGUCUCACUUGGUGAAGUUCUUUGUGAAGUGGAGACCGAUAAAGCAACAGUGGAGAUGGAAUGCAUGGAGGAAGGCUAUCUUGCUAAAAUUAUCCAUGGAGAUGGUGCCAAAGAAAUUAAAGUUGGUGAGAUUAUUGCUGUAACCGUGGAAGAGGAGGAGGACAUUGGCAAAUUUAAGGAUUACAAGGCUCCAUCUUCUGCUGAAUCUGCAGCUCCAGCUGAAUCGAAGCCCCAAUCUGAGCCCACAGAACCAAAAGAGGAGAAAGAGCAGCCCAAGGCUCCUGAGCCAAGGGCUACAAAGACAGAAGAAUCUUCUCUUUCAGAGGACCGCACAUUCUCCAGUCCACUUGCAAGAAAAUUGGCAGAAGACAACAAUGUACCAAUAUCAAGCAUAAAAGGUACUGGCCCCGAUGGCCGCAUUCUGAAGGCAGAUAUUGAGGAUUACUUGGCUUCUGUGGCCAAGGGGUCCAAGAAGGAAACUUUGGCAGCUCCUGGACUAGGCUAUGUGGAUCUUCCGAAUACGCAAAUAAGGAAGGUUACUGCAAACCGCCUGCUGCACUCCAAGCAAACCAUUCCUCACUACUAUCUGACAGUUGAUACUUGUGUUGACAAACUUAUUAAGUUGCGCAGUGAGUUGAAUCCUAUGCAGGAUACCUCUGGUGGCAAGAAGAUAUCGAUAAAUGAUCUUGUUAUCAAGGCUGCAGCAUUGGCUCUUCGUAAGGUUCCUGAGUGUAAUAGCUCUUGGAUGAAUGAUUUCAUUCGCCAGUACCACAAUGUGAACAUCAAUGUUGCUGUACAAACUGAACAUGGCUUGUUUGUUCCAGUAAUAAGGGAUGCAGACAAGAAGGGCCUAGCCACUAUCGCUGAUGAGGUGAAGCAAUUGGCACAGAGAGCAAGGGAUAACAGUCUUAAGCCAGAGGAUUAUGAGGGUGGCACUUUCACCGUGUCAAACUUGGGAGGUCCUUUUGGAAUUAAGCAAUUCUGUGCCAUUGUAAAUCCUCCACAAUCAGCAAUUUUGGCUAUUGGCUCUGCUGAGAAGAGGGUGAUCCCUGGAGCUUCUGAGGGCGAGUUUGAAAUUGGUUCGUUCAUGUCAGCGACAUUGAGCUGCGACCACCGGGUCAUUGACGGCGCCAUUGGUGCAGAAUGGAUGAAGGCAUUCAAGGGCUACAUCGAGAAUCCGACAACCAUGCUGCUCUAAACAAGGAUGACGAGGAUAAUUCUUUUUGUAGGUUUUCACAAAUAAGGCUCACAAUAACAGUGUCUUCUUUGUUCUUUUCAUUGGUUUACACUGUAUAACCUCGGCACGGCCCCAUCAGGGCUCUAAACCAAAGAGCAAACAUAGGAGAGUCAGCACAGCAUCCGUUGUCGAUGCAUUUUCAUCCUGAGGUAAAUUACAACGUGUAGUUGAAGGCUUGAUGUUUUGUUGCUUCAGCCAAAUUCUCUCCUCCAGCUAGGAGGUAUGGUUAAGAUUCUCAAUUUGAGAGAUGAUUGGAAA
This is a messenger RNA of Oryza brachyantha (malo sina), 2026 nucleotides long. RefSeq names its product dihydrolipoyllysine-residue acetyltransferase component 2 of pyruvate dehydrogenase complex, mitochondrial-like. NCBI's taxonomy places the organism in Eukaryota, Viridiplantae, Streptophyta, Magnoliopsida, Poales, Poaceae. The record is from RefSeq and is a predicted model, not a curated record. Gene Ontology annotation, biological process: pyruvate decarboxylation to acetyl-CoA. Gene Ontology annotation, cellular component: pyruvate dehydrogenase complex. Bases 74 to 1729 code for a protein of 551 amino acids. The transcript is spliced from 19 exons. Gene Ontology annotation, molecular function: dihydrolipoyllysine-residue acetyltransferase activity.